Messenger RNA from Sphaeroforma arctica JP610, 450 nucleotides. RefSeq lists its product as hypothetical. The annotation marks the transcript as partial. The transcript has 3 exons. The record is from RefSeq and is a predicted model, not a curated record. Lineage: Eukaryota; Ichthyosporea; Ichthyophonida.
GAUCAUGCCAUUCUCCGCACACAAAUCGAUGAGCUGACACUGGAGCUCACGCAGUUGGCCAAGUUCAACUCUCUGUCAUACACUGCGUUGCUUAAGAUCGUACAGAAACACGACAAACUGACACCGUUCCGCAUGAAGGAGACCUUCCUGACACUCAUGCAGAGGAAGGAAACGGAAUACGACACGUUUGAUGACUUUGUCGUGGCUCUGGGUAUACUCUACGCUCAGGUCACUCCGCGUGAGAAGUACCGUGAGCAGCAUGAGAUGGAGCCCGAAGGCUGGAUCAACUGGAGUGCUAAGGUAGCCAUCGAUGCCGCCCAAAGAACUGGGAUGACCCCUGUGGAAGAACCGCCAGCGCAAUUACCUGAGAGCACCACUACGACCACGUACUGGGUGCGCCCUGAGAAUGUGACUGAGGUAUACCGUAAAAUACAUAAUAUUUGGUUAUAA